AUGCUGAUUCAAGGGUUAUUCCGUCCAUUAGAAAAGUUGACGAGCAGGUUUGGUGGUGGAGUGGGUUGUGGUUCAGUUGGGGUAUCGUAUUUAAUAUUUUCAAGAAGUUUAAUGAAGACACAUAAAGGAGCUGCCAAGAGGUGGAGGAAGACUGCCAAUAGUUUCAAGAGGGGGAAAGCAGGUAGAAGCCAUGGUAAUUCAGGUUGGAGUAAAAACUCGUUAAAAGUUUUAUCGGGUAGGGCAUUAGCUAAUGGAUCGCAGUUGAAUCGUCUAAAGAGACUGUUGCCUUACCAUUAG
Molecule: messenger RNA, 297 nt
Organism: Eremothecium cymbalariae DBVPG#7215
Lineage: Eukaryota; Fungi; Ascomycota; Saccharomycetes; Saccharomycetales; Saccharomycetaceae
Gene: MRP35
Product: mitochondrial 54S ribosomal protein bL35m
Exons: 1
Coding region: 1-297 (98 amino acids)
Biological process (GO): translation
Cellular component (GO): large ribosomal subunit; ribosome
Molecular function (GO): structural constituent of ribosome
Source: RefSeq, a predicted model, not a curated record